GGUGAAUCUCAGUCCACUUUUUGUUUAUAUGAACGUUGUUGUUAUUGUUGCUGCUUGAUUCUGAGAAACAUGGACGACGACGAGGUCGACCAAAGCCAAAGCCAACGCCAGAGCCAGAGCCAGAGCGACGUGGACCACACUGCUGACCACCACGACCACCCACAGAAUGAUAAAGAGGAUGCUGCUCACUGCCAUGAUACUGAUACCACUCCGGUGGCUGCGUUGGACAGCCAGCAAGAAGCAGAAGCAGAAGCACAAGAGGCAGCGGCACACAAGCGCAGCCAAGCCGAACCAGCUCAAGCGUACAAGCACACUGCGGCUACCACUGAUGACAACCCUGAGACCAAUACUGCUACGAAUGCCACUGUUGUUGCUGCGGGCACGAGGCGACGCUUGGUCGGAGCCACGUCGCUGGUCGUGCUGGCCAUUGCGACCGCGGCUGCGUUCAGCUCAGUCCUGCUCCACCCAUCCACACUCAUCGUCGUCGCAGUCGCAGGCGCAUAUGCACUGGUCAGAGUCGCGCAGGAUGGCAGGCUGCCGUCGCUCUUGAGCUGGGUCACGAUUGCCCGGCCGUCGUCUCGUUCCCAGGCUCCGCUGCUGCCAGCGACGACAGCGAAUGCUGCAGCCGCCGUGUGUGCUGUAUGCCAGUCGGACAAGUGCAACCAUGCAGACCGUCUCGUCAAACGGAACGGUGGCGUCACUGCGCAGUCGUCAGCAUCUUUAGCUGGUGCGCCCGGCGGACUUCCAGCCAUGGCGUAUGCGCAGUCGGGUUCGUCUGGACUAACGUCAUUCACUGGCGCUGUUCAAGUGCCAGAAACCCUGGAUCGCGCGGUUCGACUCUACCUCGACAAACUGCUCGCCGAUUACGUUGAUUACUGGUUCACCCCAAUCAGCGCAGACACGCUCUUUCUCGACGAGCUGCGCUCUACACUGCGGUUUGUGGUACUAGGCAUGGUAGAUCGUGGUUGCAAGGUCGAUUGGGAGGCCGUCGCUUGCACAGACAUGCUCCAGGUUGCCGCAGAACUGCUGCACGCGUACAUGUGCGCGCUGGAGGACUUGAAGCAACAAAAGCGCGCCAACCCAACGCGGUCGCAUUUCAUUUCCGAUCAGGAGAUGGCCAGCGCAACUCUAAAGCGUCUCCCCAAUGGCGGCCAUAUCUGCAUGCAAAGCCCCGAGCUCGAGCUCGAGUAUUGGCGCAAGAUUUCCGACCGCUUGGCCAGCCUGCUCAUGCCCGCUCCUUUACCAGACUGCCAGUCUGCGCAGCACUUGUUGCGCGAAAUGUUUGCUGCGAAAGUGCUUGUGCCCAGCCUGCCUGCAAUCUACGACACGGACUUUGUCAAUCGAAUGCUGUACAAGGCACUGUGCGAGUACGUGCCAUUCGACGGCCCUGUCAUGGAUGGUCCCAUUACGCGCCUUCGCCGCCCCGAUUAUCAUACUGUGCCACCCACUCAGGCUGUGCUAUUGGCUGGCUAUGGUGGUGGAAGCCCACUCGCCUCUGUGCUGCACGUCGCCCUGCCAGACAUUCUGUCUCAACCGCCGCUCUUGUUUGUAUUUAUGAAGUUCCUGGGCACUCAGCAAGCCUUGCACAUUUUGCAGUUCUGUUUGUCGGUUGAAAACUACAAUGAACAGGCUGUGCAGGCCACGCGUGCAGAUCCCGAACAGCAGGAGGCGUUGGCCACGCAGGCCAAAGACCUUUUCAAAAUGUACAUAAAACCCGUCGGAAUCUCCGCGCUGCCAGUCGAAGACGCAGAGCGCGUGCGUAUCGAGCGCCUGAUUUUCGGGCAAGAAGAGUCUGGGCGGCGGUUCCCCGAUGCCACUUGCUUUAUGACGACCUACAGCACUUGCUACAAGCUCCUCGCCGAAGUGUACUGCCCACUGUUCCAGCGUAGUGAAAUGUAUUUCAAGUUUCUCUGCCAUGACAGCAAAGCCCUGUCUGGGCAAACACCCACACAGAGCCAGGCCGUCCGGCCAGUGACACGGCAAGCUGUAGCGCCAACCUCAAGAGCUCCCCUCCGUGGCGCGGCUCCGCCAAUGUCUGCCGCGACAGGCCAACACUCCAACACUAAUGCCGCCACCAAACCCAGCAAAAUGGCAACGUUCAAGGCCAAGAAUGGCGUCGGGCUUCAAACGUCUGCCGUUCCAAUUCCCGUCACCAAGUCAGGCUCCAAUAACAAUAACAAUAAUAAUGGAAGCUUGCCACGAACACCAACUGUAUUGAGCUCGUCGCCAUACGCACUGAGCAGCGGCAUUCCCUCCGCGAUUGCUGGAAGCUCGCGUCGCCUUGAGCACGCGAGGACAUCGAGCACGUCUUCCAGUGCUUCCGAUCCAGUCGCGCCGCUCUCAGAAGCUGGCAAUGUCGAGAGCACAGACAGCCUUGCUGUUUCCCAAUCACCGCCUCUCCGUGACGCCACUGAGGGGGCGACUACGGACGAUCUUUCGCCUUCUGCGUCUGUGGGCCCGUCGGCCUUGGCGUCAACGGCUCACUCGCAGGAUGUGUCGCUGGCUGCAUCGCCGGUGGAAUCUCGAGCGCAUUCCAGGUCACACUCCCGGUCUACGUCUGCCGUCUCCUUGGCCGGAGUUGAAAGUGCCGUGCAGCAACAGCAGAUGCCACCACGCCAGACGUCCAACCCGUCAAACUCACCCAGUCGACCCCUCACCCCUGUCGCUGCCACCCUGGGAUCAACGCCUCCAACACUACCACAUCCAACCUCCGACCUUGCUCCUGUGCGCCAGGGCAUUGAUAUGAAACGCUGGCGGAUUGCCAUUCGCAACGUUUCCACGCAGCGCGAGAAUCUGAAAAAGUACGUCCUCUACCGAAUUGCAGUGACUGCUCCGAUGAACACGCUUCAACAAGUCGUGGAUCCCAGCUCGAUCGCCGAGUACGCGUCCAUGCCUGGUCGCGAUGAAGAGACAUGGAUUGUCAGCCGGCGGUACAGCGACUUUGACGCGCUCGACACGUGUCUCCGCAACUCUUCCUACGGCGAUCAGGGCCAGCUCGAACUCCCGGGGAAGAAGACGUUUGGCAACAUGGAUGCAAACUUUGUCGACACGCGUCGCGCCUCUCUCGAAAAGUAUCUCCAAGCACUCAUUGCAGACGUCAACCUGCACGAAAGCGUGUUGCUGCAUGCCUUUUUCACCCCGACUCCAACAUUCCGGCAGCUGAUUCAUGAUCUCAACGACCACGAUGUCAGUCGCGUCCUGAAGGCGGUUCCGCAAAAGAUCAAGGAGAUUUCUGUGGGUAUCGUCAGCGCGCCAAUGCAAUGGUUUAGCGAGGCUGGAAAUCGCGCUCGAGAGCUCGAAGGGGCCGUCCAGUCGUUCGUUCCUUCUCUCCCAGCGGCGUUGUUUGACUGGCAGCAACAUCGGUUUCAACGGAAGCGCGCUGCCGCUCGAUUGAAUGAAGAUGUUACCUCUGCGAGCAACGAUCGCACUCAAAAUCUUACCAUUUCCGGACCAAUGGAGACGGCUCUAUUCGUCCUUGAAAAUGCAGCAGACGUCCCACGCUCGCGUUGGAAUGCUGCAGCGUCUCCGCCGGCAGAGCGUGCUCCCGCUUCGACUCCGGGUCUACCGCUGCUUCUUGCGCUUGGAAAAUUCGCGGCUGGUGCCACAUUUGAUGACUUUAUUGAACGAAAGCUCCGUGAUAACAUUGAGUUUCAGCUGAGAGAAAAUUCCGCCCUCGACUUGCUCCAGCUCUUGUACGCUGCAACAUUCGACGCUGCCCCUGUUGUGACCGACGAAGAGCGCGCGCGAAACAAGCAAAUUGCUUACGACGAAAUGUUCAAGUUUCUUCCUCCCAUUGCUCAUCACAUUGUCGGAGUCGAGUACUUGCGAAAUUGCGCUGAAAACUUUUUCGAGCUUCUCCAAAACCCACAACUGUCCAAGCAGCUCGUUCUCAGUGUUCUUGACAUCACCAUCGUCAAGUUCUUCCCCGAACUAUCUGCUAGCGCCACCCCAAUCCCUUGAUAAGAAAAAAAAAGCAACCACAACAACCUGCCUUGAUACUUUGAUGUCGCGAAAUUGUAAUGAUACAAUCUGAGUUGAU
Messenger RNA from Capsaspora owczarzaki ATCC 30864, 4039 nucleotides. RefSeq lists its product as hypothetical. NCBI's taxonomy places the organism in Eukaryota, Filasterea, Ministeriida, Capsasporidae. Gene Ontology annotation, cellular component: intracellular membrane-bounded organelle. The transcript is spliced from 6 exons. The coding region runs from base 70 to 3960 and encodes 1296 amino acids. The record is from RefSeq and is a predicted model, not a curated record. Gene Ontology annotation, molecular function: phosphatidylinositol binding.